GGCUUCUCUGCAUUCGUGUUCUUCUUGGUUUCUCGUUUCUCACUAUUUUUUGGUGAUUCAACAAAGUUACUUCAACGGAAACAAAAAAGGAGCAAUGGCAAGCCCUUCAUCUAAAGACAAUGGAGAGGCGACAACGAAAGUUGGGAGAGGUUCCUUAGCAGUGGUGCUUGGAUUGGGCGCUUGCGCCUGUCUUGGAGCUGCAUCUCUCUUCGAAGGAAGUAGCGAGAAUAAUGCUACCCAAGUUAACAACAGCCCGGUACGCCGUCGCGUUCUUCAAGGAGAAGAUGCCAUGGCAACCUUUCGAUCCACUCUACCCGACUACACCUUGACCAAUUUACAGAAUUCAGCUUCACCUCAGAGCCAAGCCUUUGACUGGCUAUCCGGAAUUCCCAAUCUGGAUACCUCGGAUACCACGCGCAUGACCCAAUUGUUUGCCAUGGCCACCAUUCAUUAUGCUCUGGACGGACCCAACUGGAGCCGACAGUCCUUGCGGGGCCCAAAUGACUUUCAGUGGUUGAAUUAUUCGCACCCCGAGUGUUAUUGGGAUCCACAGUGGACUCAUGCCUGUGACCAGAAUGGACACUUGGUGAAUCUGAAUCUCGACCAUGUCCACACCGACGCUACCAGCUUGGCCAUGCCCGCCGAAAUUGGACUCUUGUCGAAUCUGUACAGUGUUUCGUAUCAGGUCGAAAUGGAUGUGACCGUAGAAGAUCUACUGCCUCCCCAAUUUUUUACACUCCCCAAAGUCCAAUCCAUUGCCUUGUCGACUGUGGGAGGGACGCUCUCCUCCGAAAUUGGAACUCUCUCCAACCUCAGGUCACUCGCCAUUUACCAUGCUGAAGAACUCGCUAAUAGCAACACCUAUGGACCACUCCCAACAGAAUUGGGUUUGCUUACCAACUUGACGGAGAUUAACCUUGUUAAUACUGGUUUCCAAGGCCCACUACCCAGUGAACUAGGACAACUUGACAAGCUCGGAAGAAUUGGAAUCACCGGAACGGGCCUUCAAGGAGCAGUCCCUAGUGAGUUGGGUUUGUUGAGUAGGCUCACUACCAUUGCUCUGGUCAACAAUCCUGGCAUCAACGCAAGUCUCCCCAGCGAACUGGGAAUGCUCUCUCGUCUUUCCGGCAUUGACAUGCAAGGCAACUCUCUCAGCGGUCCCAUCCCCAGUGAACUCGUUGGCUUGACCGAUGUAUCCAUUUUAGAUCUUUCCCGAAACAAGUUGGCGUCGUCCAUUCCCUCCGAAUUGGGACUUGCCACGGACCUCCGGCGCAUCACCAUGGAAGACAACCAAAUCGUUGGAUUAAUUCCGAGCGAAAUGGCACUGUUGACGCGAUUGACCGACCUGAACAUGGCUCACAAUCGUUUAUAUGGCUUGCCAAGCGAAAUCGGGCUGGCGGUCAACUUGGACCACUUGAAUGUGGGCUACAACGAAAUCACGGGAUUGCCGAGUGAAGUGGGUCUUCUCACCAGCAUCGAGUCCUUUGAUGCCAGCCACAAUGCCAUUAUUGGGGAACUUCCCACUGAAAUUGGUCAGAUGGGUCCAAGUGCGGGACGUAGAAUGUGGGCAUUGGAUCUGUCCUUCAAUUCGAUCAACGGGGUGCUGCCCAGUGAAGUUGGUUUGAUGGCCCGCCUCAGCAGUUUGGAUUUGCAAAACAACAAUAUUGCCGGACCAUUGCCGGCAUCCAUCGGUAUGCUCUCGUAUUUGCAAGAGCUUGAUUUGUCUUCCAAUUCCUUGUCCUCCUUCGUUGCGACGGAAAUUGGACUCAUGGACGGCUUGAAAAAGCUGAAUCUUUCGAGCGCUUCUCUUAUUGGCGACAUUCCCUCCGAAAUGGCAUUGAUGACGAGUCUCACCGAUAUUGACCUGUCCAACAACCCAUCCUUGUCGGGACCAAUUCCAGAAGUGCUUUCGGAUUUGGUGUUGGUGCAUGAUUUGCAAAACAUGGAUGUUACCGGCAACGCCUUUCUCAGUGGUGAGGUGCCCAGUGGUCUUUGCGAGCUGAAUAGUGUCAACCGGACGUAUUGUGAUCAGGGCGGACGUUGCGCCUUUUCAUUUGACUGUGGCCAACUCUGUGGUUGUGGAACCUGCGCUUGCAACGGUGGAGAAGUCAGCCGCAGUGGUGAUGUCUUUGAUGGCUCACCCUAAAGAGUAGCCAAAAGCAAUGGAUUGUGAUCGGCAGGUAGCCAGCCAUGCCGCAACAAGGCAAGGGGGAACUCAACAUUCCAGUUCCCAACACUCUCCAUGCAUGUUACAUGUACUUCAGAUAUGAGUUGUCCUGUCAGUUCCUCCAUGGCCAGAAAUGCGAGUUCCAGCUGGGAUGAAACAGAACGAUGGGAUCAAGAGAUGGGAUGUUCAUUACAUCCCACAAAUAGAACAAGGAUGCGGGUAACGAUGAAUGCCGAAUAGUUCUAAACGUAGAAAAUGCAUAGAAUUACUACAUUCCCUGUUGUGGUGCUUC
Messenger RNA from Seminavis robusta, 2459 nucleotides. NCBI's taxonomy places the organism in Eukaryota, Bacillariophyta, Bacillariophyceae, Naviculales, Naviculaceae. The record is from the annotation of a GenBank genome assembly.